CAUGCUGGGUAAAGUCACCGGAAACGGAAGCAGAUCUGGUCUGUGGUCCAGGUGUGCGGAGGGGGUGACAGUAAUGUGUUGAUGAAGACAAUACAUUGAAUGAUGGUGCACAGUACACUGGGAGGGAAGGUUACUGAGAACAUUACUGAAAGGAGUCCAUAUUCUAUCACAGUCCAAGAAUUUUAAAUUGCACAUUGCACGGCAUAGACAUUUGUGAUUUUAAGUAUGGCUGAAGGGGACGCUACAUACCGGCUUGUGUACUCGGGAAUGCACAUGGAUGGCGAGAACUGCAUCCAGUCUGGAAAUCUCAGCCACUGCGUUGGAGUACAGACAGAGCAUAGAAAGCAGGAUGCAGGAACCAUUACAGACAGGAAUACAGAACAUGUUUUGAAAGAACUUGUUAACCACCGGGAUCAGGUGAAGGACAGUUACCAAGAGGUACUGGACAAACAGACACAGGCGGAAAAACAGCUUCAAGUUCAGAUUAAACAACUUAAGCAGCAACGGGAUGAAGAGAUUAGCAGACAUCAGGAUACACUGAAAGCUGUCCAAGAUGUAACAGUGAAAAGAGAAGAAACAAAGAAGAGGAUGGCAAAGGAAAGGAAAGACCAUUCUCAGAAGGAGCAAGAUCUGCGUUCUGAGCUGGAGAAACUGCAGGCCAAGAGUAAACGGCUACAGCAAGAACGUGAUGAAAUGGAGAAUAAAGUUCAGUCCCUCCUGGAAGAGCAGACACAUGAGAAGGAGGAGUGGGAUUCGGAGCUUGCUUCGCUAAAGAAGCUGGAGGAUGAGAUCACACAGAGUGUCCAGCAGGAGAAGGAAAGAGUUAUAAGAGCCGAGGUGCUAGCACUGGAGAGUCGCAGAGAUCUUUUACUAUUUUCAAUCGAGGAAGCUGAAAGUGAGGCUGAAGUAACGCUGUCUUUGCUCAGGGUUGCCAAUCCCACUAUAGAGUGGAUCCAGUUGAAACAGAAAUGGGAGGCAAGGCUGGCCGGUAUCAAGCAGAUUAAAACAAAUCUUUGGGAUCAGUUUGUCUCCCAUAUUCAACAAGUUAAAGAUGGAACCAAGUUAGGCAGCCUGCCAUCAAUUGCGGCUCCUAGCCUGCCACCACCGCCCUCCGAUACCAACCUCCUGUUGCAGAGAAUUGCUCUUGCUCCUCAGAUGCAAAGUAUUCAAAUGCAGCCACCAGUAUCAACCAGAGACCUCUUCCAUUUACCGCCACAGCUUUCAAAUGCCCUCUCAUGCCAACCUUCUGUUUCUAUGCCACACAUUCCUGUACCAUUUGGUGGUGCCACCAAUGUCUUUCCCAGGGCGGCAGCAAGUACCGUUCCCACAAGUGCCCAUAGCGAGUCUUCUGCUCCACCUGGCACAGACAAACUUAGCAAGAUUCUGGAGAAGCUACAAGCCAGAUUUCCUAAGUGCACCAAAUCCCAGCUGACCGGGAUCAUGCAGCAGAUUAAGAUGUCGCGUGGCACACUGUCUGGACUCACCGUGGAGCAAUUAUGCCAACAUGUAGCCACUCGUCUAAAGGAAACAGAUGUGGGAACCGUUGGGACACUGCCUGCUGGAAAUUCGAGGUUGCUCUAUCACACACCUCAAGGGCUUCCUUCCCUUGUUCUGCCAGCACAAAUGCAAUUUGCAGCUUUGCCACCGCAGCCAUCUGCUCCGUGUAAACUGUGCCUUAUAUGCCAGAAAAUUGUCCUUCCUACUGAUAUGAAACCAAUGCCUUGCAGCCAUAUCCUGCAUAAAAAGUGCACUCAGUUCUGGUCCAGUAUAAAUCAAACGGAUUGCUGUCCCUUCUGUCCAAGCCAGAAUAAUCAUCAGCGAUAAAGAGUGCAGAAGUCAUAGACGUUUGCGUGACACAUCGGUCUAAUGCUCCAGAAUGGAAUUAUCUGUAUAUACUGGACACAUUGAAAAUGUUUUGUAAAAUAUAUUGUUUCAGAUUUAAGUGUUGCUAAUCAGUUUAUAUUGAUUGCUUUACAGUUUAAUAAACCCUCUGCGAUUUCUUUCUUAUCACAGAUACAACUUGCAA
Messenger RNA from Pelobates fuscus (common spadefoot toad), 2026 nucleotides. It is a transcript of the gene RNF214, whose product is annotated as ring finger protein 214. The coding region runs from base 226 to 1824 and encodes 532 amino acids. The transcript is spliced from 15 exons. NCBI's taxonomy places the organism in Eukaryota, Metazoa, Chordata, Amphibia, Anura, Pelobatidae. The record is from RefSeq and is a predicted model, not a curated record. Gene Ontology annotation, molecular function: ubiquitin-protein transferase activity.